AUGUCGUGCCGCCCUAUUUCGAAUGUUGAUAUGCCGGACCCUUGGGUUCUCGCAGCGAAUGGCCAGUACUACCUGACCUUUACGCUGGGUGACCGCAUUGAGAUCUGGGCCUCGAACAACAUCGAGGACUUCCACCAGCCGCAAAAGAGCCUGGUGUGGCGUCCCGAUGGCUCGGGGUGGGCGCCUGGUAUCUGGGCGCCGGAGCUGCACCAGCUGAACGGUGCAUGGUACAUUUACUUCAGUGGUGAGAAGCCGGGCCAGGGCCCCGCGUCGCACCGCACGCUUGUGCUGCGCUCGCAGAACCCAGACCCUAUGGACCCGAGCGGCUGGCAGUUCCUGGGCCCCCUCCAGGGUGUGCCGGACCACUGGGCGAUUGAUGCGACCGUGUUCACGCUGCAGGGUCAGCUGUACUGCUGCUACUCCGGCUGGCCCAUCGGUGACAACUCCGACACCGAGCAGGACCUGUUCCUCGUCAAGCUCGCGUCGCCGACGGAGGCGAUUCCCGACACGCUGAUCACCAUCUCGAAGCCGACCGAGCAUUGGGAGCGCCCUGACGGCGGCAAGCGCGGCGUGAACGAGGGCCCAUCGUUUGUCGAAUUCUCCGGCUUCCGCGGUAUUGUGUACAGUGCGCAUGGCAGCUGGACAUGCGACUACAAGCUGGGUCUCCUGGCGCUCGUGGGCAACGACCCACUGAACCCCCAGUCGUGGAAGAAGCGCUCGGCGCCGCUGCUCAUGAGCGAGCGCUCCAAGGGCGGCCCCUACGGUCCCGGCCAUGCGUCGUUUGUGCCGACGAGCGACGGGCGCGUCCUGUGCAUGUUCCACUGCACACCGAAGGUCGACGACGGAUGGGACAACCGGAAGGCGCGUGUCAUGUGCCUGCAGGCACAGGACUUUGACCUGAAUGCGUCGCACUGCUGCUGUGCUACAGCUUCUUCACUCCACAUGAAGGCCAUCCGGUUUCACCAGCCUGGCGAUCUCGACGUGAUUGUGUGCGACACGGUGCCGGCGCCCGAGUGCGGCCCCGAUGACGUGCUCAUCAAGCCUGAGAUCGCAGGUGUCAACUUUAUUGACACCUACUUCCGCUCGGGCCUGUACCCCGCUGAGCUCCCGAUGACCCUCGGGCAGGAGUGUGGCGGCCGCGUCGUUGAGGUCGGCGCCCAUGUCACGGACCUGGCCGAGGGCGACCGCGUUGUGGCGCUAACGACGGGUUCGUUUGCGGAGCGCAUCCUCGUCGAGCGUCGGCGGGUCGUCAAGCUGCCCGUUGAGAUCGAUACCCGCACCGCCACCGCGGCGCUGACGCAGGGCCUAACGGCGCUGACGCUGGCGCACGCGGCGUACGCGGUCCAGCGGGACGACUGGGUGCUCGUUCAUGCGGCGGCCGGUGGCACUGGCCUCCUGCUCGUGCAGAUCGCGACGCACCUGGGCGCCAAAGUGAUCGGUACUACAUCUACGCGGGAGAAGGCUGAGCUGGUCAAGCGCCACGGCGCUGCGCAUGUCUUUCUGUACGACGACGACCUUGUGGCGCGUGUGAACGAGGUGACGGGCGGCACAGGCGUGCAUGUUGUGUACGACUCGGUCGGCAAGUCGACGUUCGACCGCGACUUUGAGCUGAUUGCGCGUCUCGGCACGCUCGUGAGCUUUGGACAGUCGAGUGGCGUGCCAGAGCCCGUGUCCCUGCACCGCCUGUCCUCGAAGAACAUCAAGCUCCUGCGCCCAAGUCUCUACAACUACCUGGCGACACAGGCCGAGAUGGAGCACUAUACGGGCCUCCUACUGGACAUGCUGAAGCACGAGACGCUGCAUGUGAAUGUGUGGCGCGAGUAUGUGCUGAGCGCCGAGGGCGUGCAGACGGCGCAGCGUGACCUGCUGAGCCGUCGAACGACGGGCAAGCUGCUUAUGCGUGUGCUACCGAGCGUGGAAGAUAGCUAG
Malassezia sympodialis ATCC 42132 is the source of this 1929-nucleotide messenger RNA. RefSeq names its product glycoside hydrolase family 43 protein. Gene Ontology annotation, biological process: carbohydrate metabolic process. The record is from RefSeq and is a predicted model, not a curated record. Lineage: Eukaryota; Fungi; Basidiomycota; Malasseziomycetes; Malasseziales; Malasseziaceae. Gene Ontology annotation, molecular function: hydrolase activity, hydrolyzing O-glycosyl compounds.